This is a messenger RNA of Danio aesculapii, 1887 nucleotides long. RefSeq names its product BLOC-1 related complex subunit 8 (gene borcs8). The record is from RefSeq and is a predicted model, not a curated record. Gene Ontology annotation, cellular component: BORC complex. The transcript is spliced from 6 exons. NCBI's taxonomy places the organism in Eukaryota, Metazoa, Chordata, Actinopteri, Cypriniformes, Danionidae. The coding region runs from base 94 to 480 and encodes 128 amino acids.
UUGGGAGCACAAUCUUAGGGAAAACAGCAGUGUUUUGGUAAUACAGAGGCAAAGUCAUAUCAGGCGUUUAUUUAUUUGUUUUUUUAAAUAAUAAUGGAGGAUCAGGAAAUGCAAUUGAAAGUAAAAAGAGUGACUGAUAAGUUCACGGAGAGUAUGUGUGUUUUGGCAAAUGAACCGUCAAUAGCCCUUUAUAGGUUACAAGAACAUGUCAGGAGAUCUUUGCCAGAGCUCGUGCAACAUAAGACAGACAUGCAGAGCUGGGAGGAACAGAGUCAGGGAGCAAUUUACACCGUCGAAUAUGCAUGCAGUGCGGUUAAAAGCAUGACAAAUAGUAGUCUCUAUUUCAAGAACAUAGACUGUCUGCUCCGGCAAGCCAUAUCUCUGAAGGAACAGAUCAGCAGCUCGCAGGGACGAAGAAAAAGAGCUUUGGAUCAUGGUAUGCAUAAGGAUGGAGGAGAAAAGCAUGGCUCUGGGAUGUGAAAAUACACACUGAUGAAAGCCUGGAUGAAAUGGUGUGCCAUAAUCACUUGGUGUCUGCAACUUUUAUUGAUGAUGGUCAAUAGUCUACAGUAUGGAAGCCCAUUUUCACCUCAGGAUUACAAAAUAAAAGUCAUUUUGAGAUUAAAACAUAAAGCAAAGUGAGAAUUGCGUGAUUUAAUGUAACAUUUUAACAUGAAGUUAUAUUAUAAAUAUAAAGCCAUAAUUGUGAGAUUUACAACAGUCUCAUUGUAACAUGAAGUCACAUUAUAAAUGUAUUUACAUUUGAGAUAAAUAGACCUGCAAUUGCAAGGAAAGUAUUGAAAUUGUGUCAUUUAAUGUAAUUCUGUAACGUCACAGCUGUGAGACUGAAAGAAUCGCAUUGUGACAUGAAGUCGGGUUAAAUUUUUUAGGGGGUUUUCACCUUUAAUUUGUAUAGGAAAGUGGAGAUUACAGACAGGAUAUUAUUGGGAGCCAAGAGAGGGGGAGGGUUGGCAAAGAACCUCGAGCCGGGACUCGAACUCAGGUCGUCGUGAGCACCAUGGUACUAUAUGUUGGCGCACUUAACCACUAGGCUAUUGGGGCGGACAUGAAGUCGAAUUUUAAAUAUGAAGUCAAAAUUGCUCAAUGGAAUGUCACUGCAAGGAAAAUAUUGCAAUUGUGAAACUGGAUGUGUCACGUUAUAAGAUAUAAAGUCACUAUUGUGAGAUUUAAAGUUUCAUUGCAAAUUGAAGUUGCAUAUUAAGUCAGAAUUGCAAACUUUAUUACAAUUGGGAUAGAUGUAUUUGCAUCUUCAAAUAAAAUAACACAAAUCCUAAAUGUAAUGCAUCACCCUAACAGUGUCAAAUUAUGAAAUAUAAAGUCACACUGGGAUGUACAAUCUCAGAUCGAAGAUAUAAAGUUGCUGUUGCAAAUAAAAAUAUUGUAAAUGCAAAAUUUUAUUUGACAAAAUAUAAACAGUGCCACAUUUUCAGAUUUAAAAUCUCAACGCAACAUUUAAAGUAACAUUGUGAGAGUUAAAGUUACAAUUAGAAAAUAUAAAGUUGUAAAUGCAAGGAAAAUGUCAAAGUUAUCAGGUAUAAUGUAACAAAAUACUAUUAUGCACAAUAUAAUAAAUUGCAGCUGCAAGGAAGAUAUCAAAACUGCGUGUAACAAUGUAACAUAUAAAGUUGAAUAUGAAGUCUCAAUUACUUCUAUUUUUGACUCUGAUUACCAAAUGGGCUUCCAGUGAUACAGAAAUGAAAAAGAUGAUGUCUGAUGUAAAAGAUGUAAGGAUCAACAUAUUUUAUAAGCUGCUUUUGGUGUUUUGUUACAGUUUUUGGACAUUUUUGCACUGUAAAUCUACAUUAGGAUGAUGUAACACUCUUUAAAUGUGUAUAUUGUGAAUAUAAUUAAAGUUUUUAAGCACAA